This is a messenger RNA of Macrosiphum euphorbiae (potato aphid), 2310 nucleotides long. The record is from the annotation of a GenBank genome assembly. NCBI's taxonomy places the organism in Eukaryota, Metazoa, Arthropoda, Insecta, Hemiptera, Aphididae.
AUGAAUAUUUAUACAAAUAUUGAUUUAAUCAUAUCUCCGUCUACUGCAGGUGGUCUUUCGUUGGCAGUGGAAGGUCCCAGUAAAGCGGACAUCAGUUGUCACGAUAACAAGGACGGCACGGUGUCUGUCACUUACCUGCCGACGGCACCCGGCGAAUACAGAAUUUCCGUCAAGUUUGACGACAAGCACAUCAAAGGAAGCCCAUACAAUACAAAAGUCACAGGUGAGGGCCGGAAGAGGAACCAGAUAUCCGUGGGAUCAUGCAGCGAGGUAUCGUUGCCUGGCAAAGUUCUGGACAAGGACUUCCGGCUGUUAAACGCGUCGAUCCAAGCCCCGAGUGGUCUGGAAGAACCUUGUUUCUUGAAACGCCUGGUAAACGGCAACUUGGGUAUUUCGUUCACACCUAGGGAGAUCGGCCAACACGUGGUGUCUGUAAAAAGAAUGGGCCAGCAUAUCGUCAACUCACCGUUCAAGAUAACCGUGGGUGAGCGAGAAGUCGGUGAUGCAAAAAAGGUGAAAGUCACUGGCAACGGGUUGAAAGAAGGCAAAACGCACGUGGAGAAUUUGUUUACGGUGGACACUAGGAGCGCUGGUUAUGGUGGAUUAUCGCUUUCCAUUGAAGGCCCCAGCAAAGCAGAGAUCCAGUGUAAGGACAAUGAAGACGGUACAUUGACCAUAUCAUACAGGCCCACGGAACCGGGAUACUAUAUCGUGAAUCUGAAGUUCGCUGACCAUCACGUCGACGGUUCGCCGUUCACCGUCAAAGUCACCGGCGAAGGAAGCAACUGUCAGCGUGAGAAGAUCGAACGAAGACGGGAAGCCGUACCUCUCACGGAGGUGGGUAGCAACUGCAAACUUACGUUCAAGAUGCCAGGUGUGCUGCCAUACGAUUUGUCGUCGACGGUGACAUCGCCAUGUGGCAUCACUGAAGACGCCGAAAUCAACGAAAUCGAAGACGGCCUCUACGCUGUACACUUUGUCCCGAAAGAAUUGGGCGUUCACACGGUGUCGGUCCGGUACAAGGAAGUCCACAUACCUGGAUCGCCGUUCCAAUUUACCGUCGGUCCUAUGAGCGAUGGUGGAGCUCACCGCGUACACGCUGGAGGUUCUGGUCUGGAACGUGGAGAACAAGGACAACCAUGCGAGUUUAACGUGUGGACCAGAGAGGCCGGUCCGGGCUCACUAGCCAUAUCGGUCGAAGGUCCUAGCAAGGCGGAAAUCGAUUUCAAAGACCGCAAGGACGGCUCAUGUUAUGUCAGUUACGUCGUAGGCGAACCAGGAGAAUAUCGAAUCGGUAUUAAGUUUAACGACCAGCACAUACCGGACUCGCCGUACAAGCUGUUUAUGUCACCAGCAAUGGGUGACGCGCACAAGCUUGAAGUGGCACAAUUCCCGACGUCUGGAGUCCAAGCCGAUUACCCAGCUCAAUUCAUGGUUCGUAAGAACGGUGCUGUCGGUCAACUCGACGCCAAGGUGGUGUCGCCGUCCGGUGCGGAAGACGACUGUUUCAUCCAAUCAAUCGAUCAAGACAUGUACUCUGUCCGUUUCAUGCCCCGUGAUAAUGGCGUUCACAACAUACACGUCAAGUUCAACGGGGUUCACAUUCCAGGAUCACCGUACCGCCUGAAAGUUGGAAAAGGAGACGCCGACCCUGCGGCCGUGCACGCCACGGGCAGUGGUCUGGGAGACGUCAAGACAGGACACAAGACGGAUUUCAUAGUGGACACUUGCAACGCAGGGGCCGGUACAUUGGCUGUAACCAUUGACGGACCAAGUAAGGUUUCUAUGGACUGUACUGAAGUCGAAGAAGGCUACAAAGUCAGGUACACGCCGCUGGUGCCAGGCGAAUAUUACAUCAGUUUGAAAUACAACGGAUAUCAUAUUGUUGGUUCGCCGUUCAAAGUCACUUGUACUGGCGAGGAUUUGGCUGAGCGCGGGCCACAAGAAACAAGCUCGGUGGUUGUGGAAACCGUACACAAAGUGUCUAAAGCUCACAAGGGUGGGGCUGGUGUCGUUCUGCCGCACUUUAAGUCAAACGCUACACUCGUCACUAGCAAAGGAAUGGGCUUGAAGAGAGCGUAUGUGGGAAAACAAAAUCUGUUCAGCAUAAGCGCUUCUGACGCCGGUAACAAUAUAUUAUUCGUUGGUAUUUAUGGACCCAAAGGACCGUGUGAAGAGAUAUUUAUCAAACACAUGAAACAGAACAACUACCAAGUGAGCUAUAUCGUCCGAGAACGUGGCGAAUAUAUUCUACUGGUCAAGUGGGGCGAUGAUCACAUACCCGGCUCACCAUUCAAAAUCGAUACCUAA